Messenger RNA from Chara braunii, 3895 nucleotides. The record is from the annotation of a GenBank genome assembly. NCBI's taxonomy places the organism in Eukaryota, Viridiplantae, Streptophyta, Charophyceae, Charales, Characeae.
CGAUCUGCCCAUCAUAUCCUGAGUGUUCCGCGAAGGGAGGGGAGAUUAUUUCCAAGGCGGUUAAUUGUUUGUUGUGGAGCCUGCCAAUUGAAUCGAACUUGAAUUUGUGAAGUGCUGAUGAGCUGCUUAAGAGGGUCAGAAUGAUCAAUGGAAGUUUGAAAGAAGGAGAUUGUCUGAGAUGUUAUCAAAUCUUCCCCAUCCGUCGGUUAUUGAUGCUCUGUUGUGGGCGAUUGACUUCUGGACUGAUAAAGGGGUUCGAGGUAUUGCGGUGAAGAAGCAGGGGAAAGAUCCUAAGUUACUGCGGGGUAAGAUUGAGCUAGGUUGGUUAUCUGUUCCCUUGGAGACUGUUCUUGCCUUCGUGAAAUUUGAAUUGGAACAUACCUUUGUCUCGACGUCUGGAGUAAUUCUUCGGCAGACCUUGGGAAUCCCGAUGGGAAAGUCUUCUAGUCCAGCCCUUGCCUGCUUGUUUUGCUCUUAUAAUGAGUUCGUUUUCUUGACUAGCCUUGGUGUAGAUAGGAAGUUCUUUCAAGGCUUUCGUUUGGUCGAUGAUGUGUCCAUAUUUGUGAUAAUCAAGAAGAAAGGUGGGGUUGAGAAGGAUAGAGCGGAGCAGAUGAUCCGGCUAUUCGAGGGUUGCUAUGACAAGAACCUCGUUCUUGAGAAGACGAACGAAGGGAUUCUAUGGUCGUACCUGGGAUGCAUUUUGGGUGCCCGGCGAGAUGAUUCUGGAAUUGUGUGCUGUCCCACCAUCAAGAACCUGUUGAGCGGAGGGGGUGAUGAUUUGGUUUUUCAGAGCAUACAGGAUUUCUCAUCUUACUCUAAUAGUCAGCAAAAGUCCGUUGUUAUCUGCUCCUUUCUGUAUCGUGCGAAGAUGUACUCUACCAAUGAUGAGUUGGCUUUUCCUCUCCUUGUGUCCCUCAAGUAUGAGUUGUGGAAGCGUGAUUAUCCGGAUGAAUUGUUUGAUAGAGCCUUGCUGCAUUUCUCAAAGAAGCAUGGGGGUUUGUGGAAGAGGUGGCUGCCGCUGCUGACCAGAGUUGAAAGUUCCGCUGCUUUUGCGGAUAGCGUGUUUAUGGCUCUUGCGAUCCAUUACAGGUCUGUGGUUCGAAUCCCUUACUUCUCUGGUGCCUACGAUGACCUACCUGCAAGUGGCUAUCCUACAGGUCACAGGUUCAAGUCCUACAACUACACAGAUAUUGUACACAGGUGCCUGCUCAUUCCUGUUCGAGAGAUCAAGGUCGAGUGUUCGAUUCCCCGCGACGACGGAAGUCUGUCCUCCUACGUUGGCUUUCGCAUCCAGCACGACAAUGCGCGCGGCCCUAUGAAGGGUGGUAUUCGAUAUCACCACGAAGUGCACAACGAUGAAGUCAACGCGUUAGCGCAGCUGAUGACGUGGAAGUGUGCGGUGGCCGACUUGCCCUUCGGCGGCGCGAAGGGCGGCAUCACCUGCGACCCGACGCAGAUGUCCCGAUCGGAGCUGCAGCGACUGACACGUGAGUUCAUCUCGAAGAUCCACGACGUGAUCGGCGAUUCCCGGGACAUCCCGGCGCCCGACCUGGGUACCAACCCUCAGAUAAUGAGCUGGAUUGUUGACGAAUACAGUAAAUACAACGGGCACAGGCCUGGAGUGGUCACGGGCAAGCCCCUGGAACUUGGGGGGUCCUUGGGUCGCGACGCGGCGACCGGUCGUGGACUCGUUCACGCCGCCAAUGCGUUUCUUGCGGAGGACCAGAUGUCGUUGAAGGGGCAGGCUUGCGCAAUCCAGGGGUUCGGAAAUGUGGGGUCCUGGUUUGCCAAGCUGGCACAUGCGGAGGGCGCCAAAGUUGUGGCCGUUAGCGAUUUCAGUGGGGGUGUUCGAUGCAGCGGCGCGGAUAAUAAUCAGGGGAAGGGGCUGGACAUCCCCUCCUUAGUCGCGCACGUGGAACAGACGGGCGGUGUGAUGGGCUUUCCCGGCGGAGAGGAGAUGAACAAGGACGAGCUUCUGUACGAGAAGUGCGACAUUUUGGUUCCCGCCGCGUUGGGCGGAGUGCUAGACAAGCAGAACGCGCCGCUGGUGCGCGCCAAGUACAUCCGCGAAGGCGCCAAUCAUCCCACAGAUGUGGAGGCCGAUGAAAUCUUCAAAAAGAGGGGCAUCAAAGUGCUGCCGGACAUAUACGCCAACUGUGGCGGGGUGACCGUCAGCUACUUCGAAUGGGUCCAGAACAUCCAGUGUUUCCGCUGGUCGGAAGAUCGAGUCAACGAAGAACUCCAGCGUUUCAUGACCAACUCAUAUCGUCAUUUGAAGCAAACGGGAAAAAGCUUCGGCUGCGACCCUCGAACGGCUGCAUUUGUGCUGGCAAUCCGCAGGGUUGCGGCAGCCACAAAGCUCAGGGGUAUUGGUGAGCAAGCCGGGAGAGACUUGUUUAUUGAUGGGCUUCGCAGUCGAACGAUAAGGGCAAAGCUGCGAAAACAGUUUUCCCCCAUCAAUCACACCCUGCAACAGAUCAUGGCCACUGUAGAGGAGAUGGAACGAAAGUUUGCGGCGAACUUCCUGGAAGGAGAAGACUAUCCUAAGGAAGGGGAUUCGUCCGAACUCGCCAGGGCAAGAGCUGAGUUGGCUGCGUUGCAGAACAAGUUCGAGAAUAUGGGAUUUGUGUCUGGCACGGUCACCUAUCUGGAACAGAUAGCUCCUAAACGACCCGCCCCGAGUGUGAUCACGAGUGUCCCCGUUCCUGUGAUACCAACACCUGUAAUGACGGCACGCCUGUCACCAACUGAGAAUCCGUGGGUUCGGUGUCCGAUGGGGAUCUGCAAUGCGCCUGCCACGUUUCAGCAAGCGAUGAACAUAACGUUCCAGAACUUCGUCAACAAGACACGGCUAACUCAGGGAAUGAUCAACUUCUGCGUGAUUGUAUACAUGGACGAUAUCCUUGUCUACUCGGAGACCUAUCACGGACAUGCACAACAUAUUGAGUGGACGUUGGGAGCGCUGAGAGACGCUGGGUUCAAGAUUGUACUCGAAAAGAGCGAAUUUUUCCUUUCGAAAAUUUCGUUCUUGGGUUACGUCGUGACACAUGGAGGAUUGCGGCCUGACUCGAGAAAGGUCGCGGCGGUGAGAGAAGCUCCAGCUCCCACGUCGUUGACGCAAGUUCGAGCCUUCUUGGGGCUGGCAUCGUACUAUCGUCGUUUCAUCAAAGGCUUCGCCACGAUUGCACGAGCACUAACGAACCUGUUACGAAAGGACCAGCCUCUCAGUUGCGACGCGGAGUGUGUGCAGGCCUUUGCGACCCUCAAAGACGUUCUGGCGACAGCGCCUAUUUUGAUCCGAACGGACCCCUCGAAACAAUUCAUUCUUAUCACGGACAGGCAACCGGAAGCUAUUUCAGCUAUUCUAGCACAGAAGGGGAACGAUGGUCGCGAAUAUGUCAUCGAGUACGCGUCGCGAACGGUGCCAGACGAACGGAGGAAUGACUCAGCACCCCAAGGCGAAUGCUAUGCAGUAGUUUGGGGAAUCCUGCACUUCCAUCCGUAUCUCUAUGCGCAGAAGUUCCGCCUCGUGACGGAUCACGAGCCUUUGCUGGCUUUGAAGAAACUCACUAAUUACACGGGCAUGAUUGGACGUUGGGCGGUGCGACUACAGGAGUACGACUUCGACAUCAUUCACCGGAAGAUAGAAAGACACGGCAACACGGACGGACUGACACGUCUGCAUCGGCCCGCUAAAGUGCCUAAGGGCGAGGAAAUCACUCCGUGGAAAGAGUCAGAACCGGCAAACGGGCCAAAGUACGGACUAGUGGCAGUUCUCCCACGUGGCAAGAAGCAAACCAGUGGCAAUGGGUGACGGAGGUAACCUCACUACCCCUCUUUCUCCCAUCUCCUCUUCAUCUCUUCUCUCCCUGCCUGAUAAAUUUUGUUAUUUUUG